This is a messenger RNA of Toxorhynchites rutilus septentrionalis, 4398 nucleotides long. It is a transcript of the gene Gmap, whose product is annotated as thyroid receptor-interacting protein 11. Gene Ontology annotation, cellular component: Golgi apparatus. Gene Ontology annotation, biological process: Golgi organization; regulation of DNA-templated transcription; endoplasmic reticulum to Golgi vesicle-mediated transport. Bases 204 to 4076 code for a protein of 1290 amino acids. Gene Ontology annotation, molecular function: sequence-specific DNA binding; small GTPase binding. Lineage: Eukaryota; Metazoa; Arthropoda; Insecta; Diptera; Culicidae. The transcript has 7 exons. The record is from RefSeq and is a predicted model, not a curated record.
AACAUAUGGUGAUGUUAUUGUUUUGAUUUACGUGUACAUGUAAAAGAAUCUGGAAAAAGUUUACGAAAUAUUCGUGUUUCGUCCUGUAGUCGGUUUAAAUUUGUGUUCUGACAUAUUUCCUUGUGAUGUGAAGUGUGAACUGUGGCACGGUAUUUAUAUUGUUGAUCGAAGAGUGUGUAGGCAACAGCCUCUCCACCAGUAUAAUGUCUUGGCUCAAGUUGAACGAUAGUUUGAAUAAAGUCAAAGGCCAGAUUACCAGUUUCGCCCAAGAAGUGCUUGCUGAGGGAAUUGUGGAAGAGGAAGAGGAACAGCGCAAUCCUGAAAAGGAGCUUGGUCAGGCUCAGCAGAAAAUCAGCGAGCUUGCCGAUCUUUGUGCCACGCAAGAUCAAGAGAUUGCAACACUGCGCAAACAAAUUGCUGAAUAUCAACAACAGCAGCUACAGAGCCAAUCGAAGUCACCAAACGAACAACUUCCACCGUCGAGUUCCAAGCAGGAGCACCAGCAUGGCAUCACAUCGAUCGCUCCGACGCCUUCGUCCGCCCUCGAGGACAGCUGGUUUUGGGACCCGGAGCAGAACAUUUCCUCCACGUCGUCCUCGUCGAAGAAAGAUGACGACAAUGAUUCGCCGCGGUCGGGAGCGGAUCUCACCACGAUCCCCCUGGAGGCGCCCGCUUCGGAGAGCGAAAUCAUCGAACGGCUGCACCGCCAGCUGGUCGACAAGAGCCAGCAGCUAAAGAAGCAACAGCUGGAGAAUGCACUGAUCAACGAGAAACUGUCCCAGGUUGGGCGGGAAAAUCGGGAACUGAACGAGAACAUCGAGGAGUUGGAUCGACAGCAUGAGCUGGUGGUGGAAAAUUUGAUCGGGGUGAAGAAGGCCCUGCAGGAGAAAUGCCUCCAGCUAGAGGAUGAGCUGCGGCUCAGGCAGGGGGAGGCAAACGUAGCGAAGGAUUACGAUGCGUUGAAAGAGAGCUACAGCAUGCUGGAGCAGAGCUGCGACGCGAUACGUCAGGAAAAUGCCCAGCUGAAGGGCGAAUUGGAAGGGCUCAGAGCGGAGAGCGAUGCCACACGAGACGAGCUGGAAGCAGAGAUUGGAGAACUCAGAAAGAGUUUAGAUGCAUCUGAAAAACGGAUAAAAAGCUCAUCAGAUGUAUAUGAUCGCACGUUAAAUCGCUUGACGGCAGAGAAAGCCACACUGGACGAGCAAACGGACUCAUUCAAAAACGACAUUUCCACACUUCAGGAGAAGCUUGAGAGCAUCACACUGAAAUACGAAAGCCUCAGCCGGAUUGAGGCUGACUUCGAGAGCAUGAAAAAAGAAUAUGACGACCUAAAACGCAAAGGCGAAGAGGAUGCUUUCGUCGCACUCCAGAGAGAAGACGAUCAGGCGGAAGUGGACAAAGUCCACCAAAUGUACGAUCAGCUAACGGCUGAGGUCGAACGUUGGAAAAAGGACUGCGAUCGCCUGCAGGAGGAUAACCUAACACUGCAGAAGAGCGAGAAGGCGAUCCAGAGUCAACUCAGCGAGCUGGAAGCUCUGAUCGUGACGAAAGAUGAGCGAAUCGUUCAAUUGGAGCAACACAUUCCUGACCAGACACAGGUUGAACUUCUCCAGCGAGAGGUUGGUGAACUGCAGAACGAACUUCGGAGCGUUAUAUUUGACAACUCGGUUCAGCUGGAUGCGAAGGAAAAAGAGUGGCAGGAAAAAUUGAACUUCCUGAAGGCGGAGAAUUCUCGCAUCCAGCACAACAAGGACACACUCGAGGCGGAUUUGAUGCAGUACGAGAAGGAAUGUGCCAGCUUGAUGAAGAACAACGACAUGUUGAUUGGGGAGAUCGAAAACCUCAAGUGUAAGAAACUGGAAACCAUCAACGAGAAUGCGGAAGAUAGCAUUGUGAUAUUGGAAAAGCAACUGGAAGACUGCAGCAUGCUGAACAAGAGCUUGGAGGAUGAAUAUCAGGAGGUGAACAAAAAGCUAGAGGAAGUGCUGGAGGAGCGGGAAGAGCUGGAAGCUAAGGUUGAGAGUUCCCAGGAAUCGUUGGAGCAGAAGUCAAAAACCAUUAAAGAUCUUCAACUGGCACUGGAGACAUUGGAGAACGAGAAGAGCAAUUUACUGUUUGAAAUUAAUGAAAUUAAAUCAAAAGCGACUACAGAGAAGGAACAAAUGGAGAUCGAAAGCUACCAGAUGGAAACAGAAAGUCUCAAAUCACAACUGACAACAAUCAACGAGGAUCAUGCUAGUCUAGUUUUGAAGCUGCAACAGCUUCAACAAGCAUCAGUCGAGAACGUUAAGAAACUGGAAGCGGAGCUGUCCGAACUCAGAUCAUCGUUGAAAACGAAGGAAUCCGUUACAAUACAACUGCAAGAAGAAGUAGCGACCAAAAUUGAAGAGCUUAACUCCGUCAGAGUUUCCAACGAGAAAGCCAUUGAAUCGUUACGACAAAAACUAGAAGCAGAAUCGCAAAAGUCCACCUUCAUUGCGGUCGAAAAAGACGAGAUUGAACGCCGGCUCCAUGAAACAGUUGUGGCACUAAACCAACAAUCAACCGCUCUCGAAGAACAUUCCGCGCAGAACGUCGCUAAGUUAGCCGAACUCACGCAAACCGUAGACACCUUGACCAAGCAGAAGGACAACUUGGUCCAACUGAUCACAACAAAACACAACGAAAACGUGCAAUAUCACGCUGAGAUUCAACGGUUGAGCUUGCUGCUGCAGAACGAACUGACUGCGAAAAAUGAACCGGUCACCAGCCCGGAGUGUAGCAAGUGUCCUGUGCUGCAGGGGAAGCUCAACGGUCUUGAGGCCCAAUGCAAGAAGCUUGAAAACUUCGACAAAUUGACCGAUCAGGUACAGUUUUUGCGCGAGAAGUCCGAAAUUCUAUCCAACAAUCUACAGAUCGAGCAAAACAAUCAAAAGUUGCUGCAGCAGGAGAAGCAGGAGAUGAUGGAGCAGAGGAAUGGAUUGGCGAAGGACUUGGAACGGCUGAGACAGCAUUUGCUGGAGAUCGAGGAGGCACAUACGCAAGAGACGGUUGAGCUGCAGCAGCGCUGUCAGGAGACCCAGGAGAAACUGCAGGCACUCGAGCAAGACGUUAAGAAGUCGACCAAUGCGCUCACAUCGGCGAGCAUCCGCGCCAACCAACAUGCCGAAACACUGCAGGCGCAAUAUCAGCUGCUACUGCAGCAACGCGACGAACUGACGGCCAAAUUAGGCGCUGCCGAUGACCGGGAGUAUAAAAAUCAAGCCUCGCUAACCAACCUUCAGUGUGCGCUAGAACAGUUCCAGAAAAACAGAGAACGAGACAUCGAGCUGGCGACGUUCGCCAUCCGGAAGGAACUCGAGGAAACGCAAAAGCAGGAGGUGAAUUUGAAGGCUGAGAUUAGACAGAUGCAACAGCAGUUGACUGAUGCCAAGAAUGGUCUACUGGCGGCCGCCAGAAUCUCCGACCAGCUGGAGAUUGCCCAAGUCACAGUCGCGUCACUGAAAGAUGAGUUGUUGAAAAGCAACGAAAAGUUCUACGCUCUCGAGGAACGCCUACAAACCACCGAAGCUAGUCAGGCGGACAAGGUGGAGAAGACGCUCGUGAAGAACCUAGUCAUUGGAUACGUCGCAGCGCCGAACCAGAACGACAAGCUUCAAAUUCUGAAACUGAUAUCAGCGGUUCUCACGAUGGAUCAAAACGAAUGCUACAAAAUCGGCCUCAAUCGAACGGGAGGUGGCUGGUUCAACAGCAUCCUGGGAGGAGGCGGAGGUGCCCACUACAACAAGGAAAGUCUGACUGAGGCAUUUGUUAAGUUUCUCGAGAAAGAGUCCACUCCUAGGCCGACAAACGCGGGAGGAUCCGGUCUUCUCAACAUAAUGAACCAAUCACAACAACCUGCGGGGGGUUUCUCUCGCACCCCAACUCCAACGCAACAGCAAACGGCGCAGGAUCAAAAUCCGUACCCGGUACCCACAACACCCGUUCCAGUUCAACCUAUACUGCUGGGUGAAUCCACGAUCCUUCAGCAGACCACCUCGUUCCAGCCGCCGCGUAGCUCCAGCUCAAUAUUGAAGGAUAUUCUGAGCGAUUCCUGAUUCGAGCUGUGAGGGGUUUGUUUAUUAGCUAGCAAAUCAGUAAGGUAGGCUCCUAAAUACAUCAGAAACCGUUGCGGGGUUCGAAUUCGAAGUUUUCCGUAUCGCUUGUGUAUAUAUAAUUUAGUGUGGUAACGAUUGUUCAGACUGUUGAUCCCUGUCUGUGGUUCGUAAUGUUCGUCAGUACUGACUGUGCGAGGAGAUGAAGGCAAUACCAUUAUCUAUCAACUGGAUGGAUUUAUAUAUAAAUUUCAACAAACAUGAUCUGGAACAUGUUUGGAUAAAUUAUAAACAAAACGAAAAUUUUGAACUUAUGACAAAUUAA